GGGCGGGGCGCCCGCCGCUUGCCGGGGCCGGAAGGGGCGAGCGGCCUAGGCCCGGCCCGGCCCCGCGGCGCUGCCCCGCCGGUGCCCCGCCGCCCACCGGGCCUCCCCGGCGCCCCGCCGCAGACCUUCUCGGUGCCCUUCAGCGCCCCGGUUGCCUCCCCCCGCCCUCGUUCCCUUCAGCGCCCCGGUGAUCCCCCCCCACCCCCCGGUUCCCCUCAGCGCCCCCGGUUCCCCCCCCCCCCCCCCCCCCCGGUCCCCGCCACCAUGAGCGAACUGAAGGACUGCCCGCUGCAAUUCCACGACUUCAAGUCGGUGGAUCACGUGAAGGUGUGCCCCCGGUACACGGCCGUGCUGGCCCGAUCGGAGGACGACGGCAUCGGCAUCGAGGAGCUGGACACGCUGCAGCUGGAGCUGGAGACGCUGCUCUCCUCCGCCAGCCGCCGCCUCCGCGUCCUGGAGGCCGAGACCCAGAUCCUAACGGACUGGCAGGACAAGAAGGGCGACCGGCGGUUCCUGAAGCUGAGCAAGGAUCACGAUGUGGGGACCUCUGUCAAACACGGGAAGCCCAAGAAGCAGAAGCUGGAGGGCAAAGGGGGCCACGGGACCGGGCCUGGCCCCGGCCGGCCCAAAUCCAAGAACCUGCAGCCCAAGAUCCAGGAAUACGAAUUCCAGGAUGAUCCCAUUGAUGUGCCCCGCAUUCCCAAAAAUGAUGCUCCGAACAGGUUCUGGGCGUCGGUGGAGCCGUACUGCGCCGAUCUCACCAACGAAGAGGUCAGAGUCCUGGAGGAGCUGCUCAAGCCGCCGGAGGAUGAGGCUGAGCAUUACAAGAUCCCCCCCCUGGGGAAGCAUUACUCCCAGCGCUGGGCCCAGGAGGACCUGCUGGAGGAGCAGAAGGAUGGAGCCCGGGCGGCAGCCGCUGCCGACAAAAAAAAAGGUGUCCUGGGACCGCUGACUGAGCUGGACACCAAAGAUGUCGAUGCUCUGCUGAAGAAGUCGGAAGCCCAGCACGAGCAGCCGGAGGAUGGGUGUCCCUUUGGGCCCCUGACGCAGCGUCUCCUGCAGGCCUUGGUGGAGGAGAACAUCAUCUCCCCCGUCGAGGACUCCCCCAUCCCUGAGAUCGCCGGCAAGGACUCGGGAGCCGAUGGCGCUGGCACAUCACCCCGCAGCCAGAACAAACCCUUCAGUGUCCCCCACACCAAGUCGCUGGAGGGGCGGAUCAAGGAGGAGCUGGUGGCCCAGGGCUUGCUGGAGUCGGAGGACCGGCCGGCUGAGGACUCGGAGGACGAGGUGCUGGCCGAGCUGCGCAAGAGGCAGGCUGAGCUGAAGGCCCUGAGCGCCCACAACCGCGCCAAGAAACACGAACUGCUGCGGCUGGCCAAGGAGGAGCUGCACCGGCAGGAGCUGCGGCAGCGCGUCCGCAUGGCCGACAACGAGGUGAUGGACGCCUUCCGCAAGAUCAUGGCCGCCCGGCAGAAGAAGCGCACGCCCACCAAGAAGGAGAAGGACCAGGCCUGGAAGACGCUGAAGGAGCGGGAGAGCAUCCUCAAGCUGCUGGAUGGGUAGUGGGGGGGCCGAGGACACCCCCCCCCCCCAGCCCCAUCCCGUGGACCUCGGCAGCCAAGGGCGUGGGUGACCUGCCUGCGGGUGCGGGACGGAGGGGGCGCAGCCCCCCGGCCCCCCUGGGGCCUUCCCACCCGUGUGACGGGUCGUGGCUGCAGUGCCCUCCCAGGGACUGUCACCCACCCGGGCUGGGGACCCCACGGAGUUGUGGGGGUCCCUCCCAGGAGCGGCUCCCUCCCCACACCAGUGGUUUCCUCUCCCCACCCCCCCCCGGUGCUCCCCCUGUUAUUUUGGGAGGGUGACAUCAGCCGGGUUGCUGCGGAGGGCGGAUGUGGUGGCUGCUGCGGUGCGGCUCCCACGGUCCCUUGUCCCUUACCCACGGCCCCGAGGAGGGGGAGGGAACCCGCCCCCCACCCCCCGCGCCGGGGGUGGAGCUGGGGGGCGUGGGGAGGGGCAGGGUGCGAGACAGGGGCGGCCGGGCUCUCCGUGUACCGGUGGUUUGCGCUGCUGUGCGCGGGCAAUAAAGGCAGCCCGGUGCCGGC
Messenger RNA from Tyto alba (common barn owl), 2102 nucleotides. It is a transcript of the gene TADA3, whose product is annotated as transcriptional adaptor 3. The transcript is spliced from 8 exons. Gene Ontology annotation, molecular function: transcription coactivator activity. Gene Ontology annotation, cellular component: SAGA complex. Bases 265 to 1563 code for a protein of 432 amino acids. The record is from RefSeq and is a predicted model, not a curated record. Gene Ontology annotation, biological process: regulation of transcription by RNA polymerase II. NCBI's taxonomy places the organism in Eukaryota, Metazoa, Chordata, Aves, Strigiformes, Tytonidae.